Messenger RNA from Sabethes cyaneus, 504 nucleotides. RefSeq names its product pupal cuticle protein Edg-84A-like. Bases 1 to 504 code for a protein of 167 amino acids. Lineage: Eukaryota; Metazoa; Arthropoda; Insecta; Diptera; Culicidae. The record is from RefSeq and is a predicted model, not a curated record. The transcript is spliced from 2 exons. Gene Ontology annotation, cellular component: extracellular matrix.
AUGUACCGGUCAAUUUUGCUUCUAGCCGCGCUGGUCAUGGUAAUCGUUGAAUCUUUGCCAGUAAAACCAAUCUACCGAAGUGAUGUUCAGUUAGUUCCCGUCAAACAACAAGGAGUUGUUCGAGCCAGGGAACAACCGCACAAUCUGGGUGAAAUUGAAAGUGAACUAGAGGUGGACCAAAAGGACUUUCAUACCUACCCAAAGUACAAGUACGAAUACGGUGUCAAAGAUCCGCUAACCGGCGACCACAAAAGUCAGUGGGAAAUGCGCGAUGGAGACAUCGUGAAAGGAUCGUACACGCUGGAUGAGCCCGAUGGUUCACAGCGGAUUGUGGAAUAUCGAGCAGAUGAUCGUAACGGAUUUGAGGCGAUCGUUAAAACCAUAAAACGUCCUCACAGUAGCAGUCAGCUUCUAAGAGAUGGGGAACAGACCCAAUUGAAUGGUCAGAGUGACAAGCAACAAUACGUAGGUCGAAGUUAUACGAAAAUUACGCGAUACAACUGA